Molecule: messenger RNA, 1077 nt
Organism: Dovyalis caffra
Lineage: Eukaryota; Viridiplantae; Streptophyta; Magnoliopsida; Malpighiales; Salicaceae
Source: the annotation of a GenBank genome assembly
AUGGCGGAUCUGGAGAAGAAAGCGAAAGAAGCAUUCAUCGACGACCACUUCGAGUUAGCCGUCGAUCUCUACAGUCAAGCCAUAGCCCUCAACCCUAGCAAUCCUGACCUCUUCGCUGACCGUGCUCAAGCCAAUAUCAAACUCAACAAUCUCCCCGAGGCUGUUGCGGAUGCAAGCAGAGCGAUUGAAUUGGAUCCUUCCAUGGCUAAAGCUUACUUGCGCAAAGGGUUAGUUUGCGAAUUCGAGUAUGAGACUGCUAAGGCAGCCUUGGAAGCAGGAGCACCUUUGGCACCUGAAGAGUCUAGAUUCAUUAACCUGAUCAAAGAAUGUAAUGAGUGCAUUGCAAAGGAAACUUGUGAGUCGACAAACCAAGCAGCGAAGACCCCAGUAAAUACUGUUUCCAUAAAAGAAGAGCGAGAAGAAAUUUCUAGUCAGGCUCCAAUCGAAGUACCUUCCAAGCUGCCAAAGUAUAGGCACGAAUUCUACCAGAAGCCAGAAGAGGUGGUUGUGACCAUAUUUGCAAAGGGCAUACCAGCCAGCAGUGUUGCUGUUGAUUUUGGUGAACAGAUUCUAAGUGUUAGCAUUAACGUUCCUGGUGAAGAUGCAUACCAUUUUCAACCUCGCUUAUUUGGGAAGAUAAUACCUGACAAGUGCAAGUUUAACGUAUUGUCCACCAAAGUUGAAAUCCGCCUUGCAAAAGCUGAACCAGGUCUGCACUGGGCAACUCUUGAAUACAACAUGGAGACAGCAGUGGUACAAAGGAUCGCUGUACCCUCUGCUGAAAUUGCUCAGAAGCCUGCCUAUCCCUCAUCAAAACCAAAAAGAGUUGAUUGGGACAAGCUUGAAGCUGAAGUGAAGAAGGAGGAGAAAGAAGAGAAGCUAGAUGGGGAUGCAGCUUUGAACAAAUUUUUCCGAGAAAUUUACCAAGAUGCCGAUGAAGACACUAGAAGAGCCAUGAAAAAAUCUUUUGUUGAGUCGAAUGGAACGGUGCUGUCCACAAACUGGAAAGAAGUGGGUACUAAGAAGGUGGAAGGAAGCCCUCCUGAUGGUAUGGAAAUGAGAAAAUGGGAGUACUGA